UUUCCAAAUUUAGGACACAAGUAAAACCAAGUUAAUAUACAUAGACAAAUUAACAGUUUUUUUUUAAGUUAAUAUGUAAAAAUCUUAUUGUAGUAUUAGAUAUACAUACGCAUAAUACAUUAGUAGAGUAAACCAAUUAAAAAUCAAUUGCUUAAUAAGAUCGUACAAAGUAAAUGUGGGACAAAAUUUUUCUUCUCAGUCAUAAGAAUUGUCUGAGAUUUACUGUCUACAUUUCACUUUUCAUUGCAUACGUUUAAACCCCACAUUAUAUAAUAAUGAAUAUUAAUAUGGGAGAAACAUUCCCUUUAAUAAUAUUAUUAAUAUCAAACAAAAUCUCACAUUAUUAUUUCUGCAGUAAUCAUGUCCACAUGGCAGCCCCAAAAUUUGUCUUCAACAUGUGCAAACGCAAACAGUCCCUUUGCGCCCAUUUCGACAUGCCAAAAUUCGACUUUCGUGUUCCUGCAAAUGCUGACAAGCUUUUUUGGCCGUCCUGCAAAUAGAUACUACGAGACCGAUCAGCAGGAGCAGUUUUCUGAGAGCAUAAAGAGGAGCCGCUAAAAGGCCAACCAAAGCAGCCGGAGCCCAGAAUUUUCCAGCAGGGGAUAAGUGACUACGACUUUAUUAUUAUCGGAGCUGGUACAGCGGGCUGCGUUAUGGCCAACAGGCUGUCGGAGAUCGAAGGCUGGAAAGUUCUUCUUCUGGAAGCAGGCAUAGAAGAACCCCAAGUUGCAGAUGUACCGGCUUUUGCACCAUCCCUGCGUCGCUCCCUGAUAGAUUGGGAAUUUCAAACUCAACCCCAAAGAACCAACUGUCGAGCACGUCGUAACCAGCGAUGCAUUUGGCCCCGUGGACGCGUCAUGGGCGGCACAUCAACCAUAAACUACAUGAUCUAUCUUAGAGGAGCGCCUGAAGACUACAAUGACUGGGCUGCAAUGGGGAAUCCAGGAUGGAGCUACGAUGAGGUAUUGCCAUAUUUUUUGAAGAGCGAGGAUAACAGAAACAUAUAUAAUGUUGACAAAGAAUACCAAGGAACCGUAAGUCAACAAUAUCAUGCCAGCAAUGGAGAAUGGACUGUAGAAUAUUACCCUUAUCAAGACUCAAACACAUUGCUAUCUUUAGAAGCGUGGAAAGAAAUGGGUUUAGACAUAUUUGAUCAAAAUGAACCUAGACAGCUGGGUGCUAUGUUACUGCAACAUUCUUCAAGGGAUGGGGUUAGAUUAAGUACUAAUAUGGCAUUUGUAGAACCAGUUAGAUAUCAGAGAAAGAAUUUAAGGGUUAUAUCGCAAGCUUAUGUUACAAGAAUACUUAUAAAUCCAGUUACAAAGGAGGCAUAUGGGGUGGAAUAUGUACAUAACAACAGAUUGGUGCAAGCAAUGGCUGUGCGGGAGGUUAUUUUAUCUGCUGGUGUUAUAAAUUCUCCUAAAAUUCUUAUGUUAAGUGGAAUAGGUCCAAAACAAGACCUAGAAGACCUUAACAUAACGGUAGUACAGCAUUUACCAGGUGUUGGAAGAAAUCUACACGACCAUACAACCAUAGAUGGUCUUAUGAUAGCACUUUCAAACCUAACAGCGACCACAGUACAGACAGAACAACAAAAUCGUGACAUAUUUAAUUACGUUGACACCCACAGAGGUCCAAUGUCAUCUACAGGACCACUACAAAUAAACUCUUUUGUUAAAACGUCUCUUGAAACAAACCCCAAUAGAGCUGAUAUACAGUAUUCUUUGGACUCUUCAGAUGUUGGUAAUUUUUAUUCAGACCCUAUUUUAACGGAUGAAGCCAAUGUUUUACCGUUAGCUUACUAUAACGGUCUUACUAUAAGACCUGUGCUUUUAGCACCGAAAAGUCGUGGUUGGAUUACACUAAACACAACUCAUCCAGUCUUUGGACCACCUUUAAUAUACCCCAAUACUUUUGUAGAACAAGAAGAUGUUCUUCGUAUGUUAGAAGGAAUUCGCAUUGGUUUACGUUUUGGUAACACCAAAGUGUUUCAAAAUGUGGGUGCUCAGAUAGUCGCCAACGAAUUACCAGCGUGUUCUCAGUUUACGUUUGGCACAGAUGAAUAUUUUGUUUGUAUUAUGGAGCAAUAUACAACAACCCUAUACCACCCAGUUGGUACUUGUAAAAUGGGUCCUGGUAAAGACCAUUUAGCCGUAGUGGAUCCAGAGUUAAGAGUUUAUGGUAUUAAGAAUUUAAGAGUUAUUGAUUCAUCUAUAAUGCCUGUCACACCAAGAGCUAAUACUAAUACUGCAACCAUUAUGAUUGCUGAGAAAGGGUCUGAUUUUAUUAAAAUUAAAUGGAAUAAUGAGGGUGUACAUAAUAAACAUGGAGAUCAAGGGCAAAGUAUAGAUGAGAGUCUUAAUUAUGUUGCUUCAACAAAACAUAACCAUUUUACUACAAAAUAUUCUUUGAAAAGUAUAUUUGGAAGGUUUUUUAAAUCAAUAAUUUAGAUUAACCUGUUUUAAAAUAAAUAAGAGGCUAAGAUGGUCAUAUGAAACCGGCUUAUUAUGAAACCAUUCUCUAAAUGUUAGGCUAGCAAACAUCUAUUGAUUUUUAUUUAUAAGCAGUUUUGCAAAGUGGGGAACA
Molecule: messenger RNA, 2586 nt
Organism: Brassicogethes aeneus
Lineage: Eukaryota; Metazoa; Arthropoda; Insecta; Coleoptera; Nitidulidae
Source: the annotation of a GenBank genome assembly